CCAGAAAUAUCAAACCCUAAUGUGAGGCAAAUCCAUGUCACUGACUUUCACACUCUCUACGUCAGAGGGGCAAAACAAACACAUCUCUUGAAAUUUGUUUUAAAAAUAAAAUCUAAAGAUAAUGAUUUGUGAAAUUGCUUUUUGUAACUUACAUUUUGAAACAUACCUCCUCAAAUGAAGACUGACCAUUACUUUUAAUGGUUUCGGGCAGUUUGUGCAAUAGAAAACUCCUGAAAAAGCCUGUUUCAGAAGUACACAACCUUCCAGAAAAAGUACCGUAACGACUGAUGAUCUGGCAAGGCUUGGACCCGGGCUCUCCAGGGUCAGAGAGCCCUGCUAAAGCUGCACACAAAGUGUCCUCCUCAGGCUCGGCUCUGCGCGAGCGUGGCGUGUUGGACCACGCUGUUCUGAGAUGAACCCUCAGCACUACACCGAACUGGUUGCCUACAUCAUCACAUGAGCGCAGCUGUCAUCAGCGAACUGGACAUUCCAAAUUACAGAGAGAAUUGGACAUGCCGAGACUGUCAGCCAGACACUAAGAAUGCAGUGAACAUGUCACAGCAUAAAUGCACUUCCUUUCAGCAGGCCUCCCACCGUCCAGCCACAGUGAUGCGUCUCCUAACCCAAUCACAGUCCCUGUUAAUGUACAAUAAACAGCAUCAUGUGAACUGGGUACCUGAUCUGGGCUUGUUCGUGCCGAUCUGUAUGACAGAGGUAAAAGAGAAAUUCAAAUCCUGAAGUGAGGAUGCUUUGGAUCUCAGAGUGCAGAGCCUCGGCACAACAAAACAUAGAGUAUAUUUCCCAGUUCAUCUCUGUGGUACAUCAGAGAUGAAUUCAACAGCUACAAUGUGAACAUACAGGUGCUGAUGGGAGAUGAAGUCCAGAUCUAAUAAAAAACAAUAAGAAAAACAACAAAUUUAACUUCAUCUCCCAGCAGCACCCUCAGAAAGCACUGGAAUACCUUAUGGUUAAACAUUUGGGCUGGGGAUUCAAUCAACAUUUGCCCCUUAACUUUAACAAAGAAUUAAAAGCAAGGAUUAUUAUUUAUUAUUAUUAUAUUAUAUUAUAUAUUAUAUUUUUCUUCACAAUCACAUUUUGGCAAGUUCACUUUAAUCACUCUAAACUAACUCAGCAAACUGGGUCUGUAAAAAAAAAAAAAGGUACCUGAAUUUACAUUUACGUCAAAAUGAAUGACAAAUGUUGAUUGAAUACAGACCUGUCUUUUUUUAUUUACAUGCUCACUCCCAGUUAUGUUUGUGCAUGACCAAACAUUAACAGCAAAUGGUGUCAGAAAUCACAGAGCCUGAGAAUUUGCCUGAACUACAUUCAGUCAAUGGAACCCAGAAAAACACUUCCCAACCUUGCCCAUGCUGUUUUGUGAAAAUAUUCAGGAUAUCAUCCAUCUAAGAAAAUAAAAAUCCAUUUAAGAAGUGGAUCUGGGCACGGUUCGUACAAUUUUUCGAAGCGAGAGUGCUCCAGGAUAAGGUUUCCCGUCCCAUGUCCAUUAUGGGGUAAAAGGCGAAACUGAUGCUGGAUCAGCACUUGUGAUCUUCAGAUGAUUAAUGAAUAUGGGCCCUGAUGGGGACAUCACUUCAUUUUUGUUGUAAUACAGGAGUUGCACAAUGCUGUCCAUCAUGCUCAGGCAACAAAGGUCUGCUCCAUGUUAAGUGUUGCACUUUGGAUUUAAAUUAACUGGAUUGUAAUGAAAUAGUGCAGUUUCACUGUUCACGACACUGGUCCACUUGACCACUUUUUCCUUCCCUUAACUUAAAACACAUUUUAAACCAAUAUUUUUGUUCACAAAUUCCUUAGUCUAAAGUAAAAUUGUUUUACUUGUUUUUCCUUUUUUUCCCUCUGUUCGUACGGUUUCGACAGACGAGGCUGUUAUGAAGAAGUGCUUUUUUUGCCAUGUCUUCAUUUGUCAGCAGCAUUCACGGGCAAGCACAGGGUGAUCGGUGCAAACAAAGUGCAGACUUUUAACCCAAGAAAUCAGUCAAUUUUGUCCUCCGUGAAAAAUGUAAAAAUCCCAUUACAUCAAUCAAAAUGUGCUUAAAUAAUUUCCAAAGAGCUGUUUUAUUUGUCCCUUUGUGUUUAACAAUACGUUUAAUUAAACGGGAAUACGUUUGCCCGUACAAUUAUUCAAAACUUCGCACCAAUGAAAAAACGCUGGAACGGAAAGCCAUCCUAAUAAGGCAGACAUUUAGCGUCAUGUCUAUAGUUCACGUUCCAUUUUUCACGUUCUCAGAUUAGUCACUUUUCUCCAGCUAUUAAUUCAGACAAUCUGCGUAUCCGAUGGUUCAUUUGUUUCGUUUUUUUUAUUGAGUUAAAUUGAAUGUGUACCCAAUAUGCCAGAAACCAAAUGGGUUUAUUUAUAAAGGAGAUGUUUUGCAUUUUAAAAACUGAAACUAGUGUAGUGCUUCGCGGUGUGUAGUUCUCAAUCGCAGGGCUGGGAAUUCGGGUUAAAUAUUCAAAAUGGCUGACGGAGGAGCAGCAAGUCAAGAUGAGAGUUCAGAACCAGAAUCUAACAUGAGAAACCAGUCAGAAAGCAGUAAAGAAGCGAAGGACUCUGGGACAGGAAAUACUGGUGCUCAGACUAAUGGACUGGACCUUCAGAAACAAACUGUGCAGAAUGCUAAUGCAAUGAACACUGUGCACACUCAUGCCCUACUGCAGCAGCUGACUCUGACUCUCUGCAGCUGACUCUGACUCUCUGUGACUCUCUGCAGCUGACUCUGACUCUGUGACUCUGCAGCUGACUCUGACUCUCUGUGACUCUCUGCAGCUGACUCUGACUCUCUGUGACUCUCUGCAGCUGACUCUGACUCUCUGUGACUCUCUGCAGCUGACUCUGACUCUCUGUGAC
Anguilla rostrata (American eel) is the source of this 2863-nucleotide messenger RNA. RefSeq names its product POU domain, class 2, transcription factor 1-like. Bases 2473 to 2700 code for a protein of 75 amino acids. Lineage: Eukaryota; Metazoa; Chordata; Actinopteri; Anguilliformes; Anguillidae. The transcript has 4 exons. The record is from RefSeq and is a predicted model, not a curated record.